UUAAUCUUCAGACCCUGGACAAAGUAUCGAAUAUCAAGUUAUGUCAUGUCUGCGAUUAUAAAAUUUCAUUCAAUUUUUGUCUGUAAUGUGCAAAGGUACAUAGACACUAAUAGAUCUAUCUUUUCGAUCUUACAGGACAUGCAAUAAUAAGUGUAAGUGUCGGAGAAAAUUCGACAUAAUAGAUAAUCGAACAACGACCUCGAGCAACGACAACGAUCAACGAACUUUAGAUAUUGAGACUCAAGCAGCCUGAUACCGCACGUUGAGCCGCGGCAAGUCCCAUGUUAACAAUUAACUAGCAGAAACCUGCCUGGGAUCAACAUGCUUAGGCUCACAUUCAGAGGAGCUGCCAUCGGGCUAAUGGCAGCGCUGUGCUGCAUCGCCUUCACUGCUUCACAUCCCCGUCACUUCUCGGGACCACACUCACCGUACGGGUUCGCAGCGGACGCGGCGGCGGUGGUGGGGGCAGAUCAGAGUUCCUUCAGCUGCGCAGAGCUGCAGUACGGCUAUUACGCCGACCAGGCGCUCGACUGUAAAGUCUUCCACAUCUGCAUGCCCAACACGGCACCUUCGGGACGACAACGAGAACCUUAUAGAUUCAGUUUCUUCUGCCCGAACCAAACACGCUUCAGUCAAGACUCGAGAACUUGCAUCGCGCAAGACCGAGCCUUCCCUUGCCACUCGGCACACCUGCUGUAUGGCCUCAACAGCGUCUUCGGUCAGGCGCAACAAGAGGCAGCCAACAAACAACUAAUAGCAAACUCUUCAUUUUCUCCUCGCGCUACAGGGGCUUCAAGUAUCCAAAAAUCUAGAAACUCAAACCCAAGAUCAACUUCAUUACAAACGAAUACACUGCCGAGAGUUCCAGCUCUACAAUCCCUACCACUUACUGAUUCACUAGACGUAUCUAAAAAUUCAGAAUUCACUGACACAGGCAUCACUCAGUCAAGAUCAUCGGAAGACGUCAGUGGUAUUGAUGAUUCAGCUCCGUCCUUCAUAGAUUCAAAACUAGACGCUGACGAAGGUUUCACUCUCUCUUCCAAGCUUCCAAAAAAUAGCGGUAAUGCCCAACUAAGCAGACAACGACAAGAUAUUAAUCCUCGUUCAAACAAUUCACCUCUUGAACAAAGUCCAAGUCUGCCGUCAAGUCUGAGCGAUGUACAUCUUUUGAAUGGUUCCUCCAAGACACGUGCACAGUCGGCGGGAGUUCAGGAAAAUAUUCAGAGCAUCCCUCGUGGAAGGAAAGUAUCGGCAGGUACUCAGCCAAUUCUGGUGUCUCAAAAUUCAUUACCAGAAAUUUCUGAAGAGCCAAUACCUGAACCGGAAUCAGAACCAGAACCUAAACCAGAACCAAAACCAACUGCUUCGUCUGGACUGGUUAAGUCCUCAAAGAGCUCAACCGUUUUGUCUGAGCCUGUGCAACGAAGUGAAAGUCAAACUCCCUCACUCUACAGUCAAACUUCAAUCCAAUCACGCUCGCAACUUAGUCAAAUUCCUUCUAGUCUUGCCCCUCCCAAUGACGCGAAUGCAAAUCCUUCAGUGGUUGUUGAACCCAGUACACCUUUAUCUGCUACAGGGGAAGUUCCUUCCGACAUACUAAGCCAGCAUUCUAACAACAAGCUCGGGAUUAAGGCUACCAACGCCAAUUUCGAAACUAAUGCUGCUCUUCUGUCUUCAAGAGCACAAGCUCCAAAGUUGGCAUUGAAUCUACGACAGCCGGCGGCUAAGAAUCAGUCAAAUUCUGAAAAUAAUGAUGUCGGUACAAAUCAAUUAUCACCGAUAGAAGAAGUCAUUCCUAGUGAUAAGACUGUCUUUGUUAAUCCAAGAAAAAGAGGAGGGAACUUGAGUUCAGCUAAACCUCAGCUAGCAUUAGCCGGAGCAGCAGUCCUUCCACAAAGUCCAAAAAAAAUAUCAUUCGCGUCUUUACAGAACCUUGAUCCUCCAAAUGCCUUGGGAAAUUCUGAAGCUGAAGUGCCGUCAUCAGGAUCAGACCGCGACGCGUAUCUCUCUCAAAACAACUUGUCUACAAACAGAGCUCGAAAUCUUUCGUUCCGCGUGUCAGAUGGUUCCCAGCGGACAUCAAACGAUGAAGGAAAAAUUGGCAUUAAUGUAGCCACUUUCGGUGCCUGGAAGGAACCUAUGUCCUCUCUCCCUCCUCCUCCUCUUUUCCAAAAUCAGCAUGGAAAAAUUGAAGUAUUUGAAGCGCAAAAACCCAAUUUGAAUAAUGAGGAACCGAUCAAAUUGACGGAAAUAAGUUCUUCUGAAGUUUCACUUUCGAUUGGUAACGAAGCUAAGCUAUACAAUCCUGAUAGCGGUUUAACGACUGCCAAAAAAAUUAAUCAAGCUCAAGGGUCAUCUGGGAAGAUUCCAGGAUUUUCACCUGGAAUUCGAAGGGUCAAAGGAAGAGUUAUUGAAGGUUCUUCAGCCAUAGAAGGUGUUAAAAGUACAUCACGGUCAGUCCACAAUUCCGAGGGCACAAGAAAAAAUCGGCCCACGCUCAAUGUUGGUCAUUUUGAUGAGAAUAAAUUUCAUGCAGCAGCACCAACUAUUCCACUAAAAGACGAGCGCAACGGAGGUAAUAAUAGAGGCCCAGAGCAAGUCAUAAAAACACAACCAGAAAGGACAGCAGUGAAAAAUAACGUUCAACUGAUUCCUUCUCAAAAAAUACAGUCCACUUUGGAGGUGCAGUUGCCCCCAAAUCCUGUAACGCAGUCCCCAAAAUCUGGUCAAACUCCCAAUAGUAACCGCGGUAGGAGCCGUAGCAGAGGGCGAGUUCAACUUGUUCAAAACAACAUUGAUUUAAAGGCAAGAGAAAUAGUUACCACGAAGCCGGCGUCACGUGAUUUGAGGGAAAACAUUAAUCCCAACGCAUUAGUGUCCAGCAUUGAAAUUAUGCGAUUUCCUCCAUCGAAAGGACAUGUAGUAAAAUCAUCACAUGACUUGGAAAUAUUGCUGGAUGAUGAUCUGGAUGCGGCGACUGCAAGUUUGCUUGCCGGAAUUCAGCCACCUAGAAAGCCUCGCCAAAAGAAAGAUUCCUCAUCAGUUGAAGCAUCUACAGAUGUUAGAAAUAACGCCAGCAAGAUCAUCGAGACUGAAUUCGGGCUGAGCUUGAACACAGUAACCCCACAAGUUGAGAGAACUAAAUUUUUCAACACACAGCAACAGAUUCCUGCACGUCGAACGGCUGCUCCUAACUCGAAUCAUUUAGGGACUGUAGGCUCAGUAAAUACGACCAAAAGAAAUGGUCAAGUGAAUCCAGAUUUACUUCCAACCACCACCACCACCACGACAACCACUCCAAAACCGAGGACCACUCGCCUGCCCCGUACCACGACAGAAGGUUAUGUAUCCACCAGACGGCCAGUAAAUGAUAAGCGUGGAUCUGUCAAAUUCACACCAUCGCCGUAUCUUGACUUGUCUUGGUUAGGCCCUUCUAUUAGAGAUCAAAUAACGAAUCAUCUCACUAGGGGAAUCAGUGGGAAAAGGAAGACUAGCAUAAAUGAUAUCAAUGGUAAUGCAGAGACAAAUAAAAAAUCCCUAACAGGGAAACAGGGCGAUGCUCACCACACAAGAAACUCGAGAACAUUUGCCGCUAUAAAUACCAAUGUAGCUACAACGACCGUCGCAACGGAGCAGAAAAAAGAAUUGCUGUCAUCGAAUCAUUUGACAGAAUCUCGAACAAUUGACGAGCUAAGCUCAUUUGGACAAAAUAUCCUCAUCCCAGAAGGUAUAAACCAAUCGAGCAGACGUCGGGUACGAAACCAUAGAGUGAAGCUCCGAGUGAAUCCGGUCGACUUAUCUGACGACAAACAGCAGAACGACAUUUCUUCAUCAAUUAUAGACUCAAUCAAAGAAAUUGAUCACAAAGAAAAUAAUUUUGACCAAGUGCAUGAUGAUGGGUCAAUUUCAUCUUCUAGUUCCGCACGCAAUGUUCAGCUUCAAAAAGAUCGUGUCGUAUCGAGUGAUGCGGAGUCCAAGUUGACUAAUUUGACUCCUACUUCAGCAAAUGAAACGCAAACGCCUAAGACUCUCAUAAGUUACGUCCAGGAAGAAGAUGUUUUGUAUGGAAAUUCUGGGUCGUCUUUGAAAGAAACACAAAAGGAUCGAAUGAACAUUUCAUCCACGCUCAAUACCGCCUCAGUUGAUAACCAGCCUGAGAUCGCGUCAAGUGGCAAGGAGGUAGAGCCGGUCGUAGCCACAAAUGCACAUACAUUGGUCUCAAGUAACGGCCAUGAAGACACACCAGAAAAGCCAGACUAUGUGAUAACUGUUGCACCAACUCCAACUACAACUGUUCAACCUACUAAGGAAACAACCGCUAGAAUCGUAAAUAGUAUCGCUCCCUUUCCGACAGAAAUAAGAGGUCACGAAACAGCAUUGCCGCCUCAAGCCCAGAACAAAGCCAGAAGGAAAGUGGUAAAAUUAAACAGGCGACCUCUGCCAGUAUCGAAUGACUACGAGUUAUCUGAAGAACCCAUUGUCACUGAACCAAGUGCUCGUUCUGUAACAGAAAGAACAGCAAGAACUCGGAACAAUGUAUCAGUACCACAAAAUGAGUUAAAAUUAAACCUUGACUUUGAAAAUAACACUUCAGACUACCAAGCGGUAACUGCAAGAAAACGCAUUAGGCAGAGGAGACCGGUGACCUCACUUGCGAAAUUGGAUAACUCAUCCGGAACAAAAGAAGGAGUCAAUACUACAUUACCAGCCAAAGAUGUUCCUUCCCCGCGGGUAUCUCGAGGCCGUGGACGAGUUUUUGCUUUGGUACCAGGGACCGCGUCCACCCAAAAUAAUUCCAUACAUGAGGUAGAGGGAAAAUCAAAAGAGUCAAUAACUUCAAUAAAAACAACGAAUAUUACUACACAGCAUCACAAAACUCAACCAGAAAUACCAGUAAAAGAAUCGAUCUCUACUCUGACACCUAUCCAAGAGUCGAGUCAGCUGCAACGUGGUAAUACCUCAUUGAGUCCUGAAGAUGGUUCUCAAGGCUCACAACUCAGCGAUGAGUCCCAAUACUCAACCACUCAACGUUCCCUACGCAACGAUGAGUCCAAAUACUCAACCACUCAGCGCUCCCAACUAAGAGAUGAGUCCCAUUACUCAACUACUCAGCGCUCCCAACUCAGCGAUGAGUCCCAAUACUCAACCACUCAACGUUCCCUACGCAACGAUGAGUCCAAAUACUCAACCACUCAAAACUUCCAACUAAGAGAUGAAUCCCAAUACUCAACCACUCAGCGCUCCCAACUAAGAGAUGAGUCCCAUCACUCAACUACUCAGCGCUCCCAACUCAGAGAUGAGUCCCAAUACUCAACCACUCAAAGCUCAAUAAGGAUAAAAUCUCGGCGCAUUUCUACCCGGAGACGUUUGAUAUCUGAUGCUCCUUUGAUAUCUCUUGACAGUGAUGAUAAUAAAUUGCACGCGGAAACCAUCACCACUCCAAAAUUAGUCUCACAAAGAGUGAGACCUACGACAAGUCAGCCCCAAGUUGAUCAUACGAAUGCUUCUCAUUUUUCAACCACUGAACCGGAAAAAUCAUUUCCAAAUUCUGAAGUACCCACGAAGCAUAGCAAAUCAAGAAACAGAAGUCAAAUUUCAUCGCCUGAUUCAUUGAAUUUGUUACCAGAAGCUUCCGUGGCAAAUAAAUCAAACGAUCGAUCCAACGUAAUACCAGAGUCCUUCUCGAGCACCCAACAGAGAACGAGGGAGUCUAAUAAGCAGCAGGAGACGUAUUCAACAAGCUCAUCCAAAGCCACAACCACUGCAUCUGAGGAAUCCUCUUCAACGACUGAAUUAAUCAACAUACCGAAACGAUUAAGGACCAGGACUAGGGGUCAAGUUGCACCGAACCUCUCUACCAUAACAUCAGACAAAACUGAGAAGGACCAAAAUUCAACGAUCCCGUCAACACCUCCUCAGGUCCCAGCUCCUACUUAUCCUGUGAGACGAACUUCUCGAAGACGCUUGAUAACGACCAAAGUUGCAGCGGGUCAAAAUGCUUCUGAAGUUAAUCAAACCGAAGCUCGUAAUAAGGUUGAACCCGGAAAUUACCAACAUGUGUUUGAAAAACAAUCUGCGACUGACGAAAAAAUUCUUCUGAAGCAAGAAAGGACACACGUGAAGGACGGUGGAGAGGAAAACCUUCGAGACAAUGAAACGUUUUCAUCUGUAACUACUUCCACAGAAAAAAUUUCGACCACAACUUCUAUAAAUUUCUCAGACUUAUUCAAAAAUAUGAAAAACACGUCGGGUGAUGAUUUAGACGAUGAAAUUCAAACAAUCUCUGAAUCGCAGAAUACUCGAAGAACUGCUGUAAGACGACGAAUAAUUAAUGAACUCUCAGGAACUCCAUGGGACAAAACAAGGGAAGAAGAAAAUGCAGCAGUUAAACCAAAUGUGAGUUCCCCAAGUUCACGUUUGUCUAUUAGAGUCGGCGAAGACAUUCCGCAAGUUCAUACAGAUGAUGUAACUAAACAGAACGUCGGCCAUCAAGACGCGUACGUAGCCAAUCAAAUAAAUAAUCGUGAAAAGGAAGACCAAAAUUCAAUUCAAGUCCACUCGAACAAAGCUAACACUGAAAUUUCAAACCCAGAUUCAGAGAAAACUAUUUUACAAGAUUCAAUUCCAUCCACUCAUUCUUCAAUAAUUAAUGUACGAGCACAGAAAAGGCGUUUGAUUAAGAAAGUAAAAUUGGCAUCAGCCGAAGUCCCAAGAAACUCUUUGGAUUCGGUAGUCGAAACUCUUCGAUCAGCGACAUCGAACUCAACUAUCAUGAGUAAUGAGCUCAAUAUUCCAGGACUUAAACCAGGAGCACAAUUGAGAAUAGUCGGCACAAGCGUCAAGAAAAGUGUUUCCACGAGCUCUUCUUCCAAGUUCAACGAAAAUAAUGACUUGCCGAAAAAUGUGAAAAACUUGAGCCUCCCUACGGGACCUGAAGAAACAGGAAGUCCACGCAAAUUAACUUCGAGGAAACGCAUUAAUCGGAAAAUCGCAGUGGAUCACGAUUUGGAUGCGUCUCAGGCCUCAGAAUCGCGCUUACUUAAAACAACAAUAAUUCGACGAAAACUUGGGGAGCGAAGCUAACGACUGCGCUAAAGAAGCGAAAAAUUGACCUCCUGUGCAUACGUAUAAAGAACUCAAAUUGUUGGAGACUGCCCCUAAUUAUCUAUAAAUAAUCGAGCUUUUUCUUUUGUAGAUAAGGUACUUUUUUCUCUGUAAAUAAUGUUCUUUAAUUGUGUGAAUAUCUGUGGAUAUAGAAAUAUUCAUUAAUUUACAGCGUGGCUCGCACGUAAUUCAGAGUUUCUUCCGAAUGCUAUUUGCCUUUUUCAGUAUUGUAACAUUUAGCCGUUGAAAACAACUCGUGUUCGCAGUUUUCUUUGCUUUAAACAAGAAAAUGAAUGAAUUCAAAGUUUUUCUAGUGCCAAUCGAAGAAAAAAUUCUAAAAAUACCGCUGAUGCCCCUAAUAUUCACACUGCCUGCUUAGGCAAUACACUUUUUGCAUGAAAAUAUUCACUUCGAGCUUCCAAGUUUAAGCAAGUUUUCCUUCUGGUCAACUUCUGAAGCUGGCGCAUCGGUAAGACCAACUGUUAAUAUUUUCCACGCUUUAAAUUAAAAAUCUUAAGGAGUCUAAAUCCCAUUGAACUGAGCCACUCUCAAUCAAAGACUGCCAUACUUGAAAUCUGAAUGUUUUUUCCCGAUGAGAAAGCUAGCCUCCGCAAUAUUUUUUAAAAUAAGUUCUUGAAUAACUUCAACAUAGGUAAAUUUUCCUUUAUCACCAUAAUGUUAUUCUGGUUUACAUAAAUAUUAGAUUUCUAUUCCUUGACACUAAAUUCAGUUUCGUCAGUUGUGAUUGAAUUAAAUACGCUUAUUUUUUAAA
Hyalella azteca is the source of this 7876-nucleotide messenger RNA. RefSeq lists its product as uncharacterized. Gene Ontology annotation, cellular component: extracellular region. The record is from RefSeq and is a predicted model, not a curated record. The transcript has 3 exons. Lineage: Eukaryota; Metazoa; Arthropoda; Malacostraca; Amphipoda; Hyalellidae. Gene Ontology annotation, molecular function: chitin binding. The coding region runs from base 322 to 7083 and encodes 2253 amino acids.